Strigops habroptila (Kakapo) is the source of this 829-nucleotide messenger RNA. It is a transcript of the gene PSRC1, whose product is annotated as proline and serine rich coiled-coil 1. Gene Ontology annotation, cellular component: spindle microtubule; spindle pole; microtubule cytoskeleton. Gene Ontology annotation, molecular function: microtubule binding. NCBI's taxonomy places the organism in Eukaryota, Metazoa, Chordata, Aves, Psittaciformes, Psittacidae. Gene Ontology annotation, biological process: mitotic metaphase chromosome alignment. The record is from RefSeq and is a predicted model, not a curated record.
CGGAGUGUGAGGCUGCGUCCUCUCGGUGUGGGGCUGGAACCCCACGAUGGGGUGUUGGAUCCCCAAAGGAUCAGAGUGUGGGGCUGGGACCCGCCGGGAUGGGAUCGUGGGGCUGGGCCCCCCCGGGAUGGGAUUGUGGGGCUGGGACCCCUCGAUGUGGGGCUGGGCCCCCCCGCGCCGUGCCCGCGCCGGCGGAGCCGUCGCCAGUGGCACCGAGCCCCGGCUGCGCCUGGCACCGGCGGGUCCCCCCCCCGGCCCGUGUGUCACCGGUCACUGCCAGGCAGCCGCGGCGAUGGAGCAGCCGCGACCCCCCCGCGGCGCCCCGGGUGCCGGCGAACCGGGGCGACCCCCCCCCGUGCCCCCCGACGUCCGCUUCGUCACCGAGGAGAGCUUCGACUUCGGGGUCCUGUCCCCGUCCGACAGCCAGGAGGAGGAUGAGGAUGAGGCCGAUGCCGAGGGGGGCCGCGGGGGGGGCUGGAGCCCGCUGCGGGGCGCGCGCCUGGAGGAGCUGGUGCGGGAGGCCUCGCGCGUGGCCGCGGAGCUGCAGCGCUGCCGCUUGCCCCCCCCCGCGGCCCCCCCCGCGCCGCAGAGCCCCCGCACCCCCCGCAGCCCCCGCAGGGAGACCUUCGUGGUGAAGGACAGCCCCGUGCGGGCGCUGCUGCCCACCGUGAACGCGCGGGACCCCCCCGCCACCCCCCGCGCCCCCGACAAGCCCCGCGGGGCCCCCGCCGCCCCCCAACACCCCCCCAAGCCCCGCGGAGCCCCCGGUGCCACCAGCGCCCCCAAGGUAGGCCCCAGUGCGGCUCCUGCACCCCCAAAGCCGCUUUGA